Sesamum indicum (sesame) is the source of this 1669-nucleotide messenger RNA. NCBI's taxonomy places the organism in Eukaryota, Viridiplantae, Streptophyta, Magnoliopsida, Lamiales, Pedaliaceae. The record is from RefSeq and is a predicted model, not a curated record.
UUUGAGCUUCAACAUGUCUUCAUCUCAACCCAGAUUGGGUCCGAACCCGAAUCUGAACUUCGACGAGAAACGAUGGGUCAGCCAGAUUCGUCGAGCUCUAGAUGAAGAGCUCGAGGAAGAAACUGAAACCCCAAUUCGGAUCUUCAAUGUUCCCAAACCCCUACGGGCUAUUCAUCCCGAUUCUUACAUCCCACAACAAGUUGCUAUCGGUCCCUACCAUUGCACCCGAUCCGAAAUCCGUGAGAUGGAGAGGUACAAGCUUGCUGCCGCCAGAAGAACUCAGAAAGACUUCCAAAAUCUCAAGCUCCAACGUCUCGUUAAUCAUCUAAUGGAAUUCGAACUCAAGAUUCGUGCUUGUUACAACAAGUACUUGAACUUUAACGGCGAGACGUUGGCUUGGAUGAUGGCUGUGGACGCGACUUUCUUGUUUGAAUUCUUGCAAGUUUGUGCUGUCAAACUAGGCAAGGAAACCACGAGGAAUAAGGCUGCACAUAAUGCAAUUCUUAGAGAUAUUUCGAUGCUUGAGAACCAAAUCCCUUUGUUCGUGCUGAGAAAACUGUUGGAGCUUCAAUCUUCGUCGUCUGAGAAGGCGGACGAGACGCUGUUUCGUAUGUUGAUCUGGCUCUGUGAAGAGCUGUCUCCAUUCAAGAUGGUGGAGGAAGAUUUACCAAAUGUUUUCCAAGUUAGAGAUUGUGCUCAUUUGCUUGAUGUUCUAUACCUUCUCUGUGUGCCGAGAUUGGAGGGAAUUCCCUACAAGAAUUCAGGAUCAGUUGAGGAAGUAGUUCAAGUUGAGGAAUGGUGUGCAGCAAUAUCAGAUGAUCAUCAUGACAAACAACACCUUCGAAGGGUGUGGAGCAAAGUUUUCAAUUUCCAGGCACCAUUGAACUUCAUCAAGAAGAUUAUAUUCUCCAAGCCUGUCAAGAUGAUCGAGAAAUCCCCUUUGAUGUUUCUCUCCAAUCUACCUAUGUUGAGAGCCACUAAAGAACCAGUGGAGAACUUCGUCAGCUCCCUCGACCAAGAUGAGAAGAAAAAUGAAGAUGGAAGUACUAAGAAUAGCAUCACAAACCAGCAGUCCCCAUUGCUAGAGGAAAUCAAAAUCCCUUCUGUAACCGAGCUCUCCAAAGCAGGGGUACGUUUUGAGUCCACCAAAGGAGGCAUCUCAACCAUUACAUUUGACAACAAAAACAUCGUUCUUUAUCUCCCAACAAUCAGUCUAGACGUGAACUCUGAGGGUGUGCUGCGAAACUUGGCAGCAUACGAGGCUUGCACCGCGUCAGGGCCGUUAGUUUUGGCUCGGUAUAUUGAGUUGAUGAAUGGGAUCAUCGACACAGAGCAGGAUGUCAAAUUUCUUCGUGAAAGAGGGAUUAUAAAGAACCAUUUGAAGAGUGAUGAGGAGGUCGCUAAUCUGUGGAAUGGGAUGAGCAAGUGUAUAAGAUUGACCAAAGUGCCAUUCUUGGACAAGGUGAUUGAAGAUGUGAACAAGUAUCAUAGUGGGGUGGGGAAGGUCAAAUGUGGGAAAUACAUGAAGAAAUAUGUGUUUGGAUCAUGGAGGUUUCUCACGUUUCUUGCUGCUAUAGCGAUGGUGUUGCUCAUGGCUUUACAAGCACGUGUUGUGCCUAUCAAGAACCUUGGUUGAUUGGGUUAUGCAUAGGUUUGUCCUUAACCAAUC